Molecule: messenger RNA, 1720 nt
Organism: Engraulis encrasicolus (European anchovy)
Lineage: Eukaryota; Metazoa; Chordata; Actinopteri; Clupeiformes; Engraulidae
Gene: arl6ip1
Product: ADP-ribosylation factor-like 6 interacting protein 1
Exons: 6
Coding region: 107-718 (203 amino acids)
Biological process (GO): cotranslational protein targeting to membrane
Cellular component (GO): membrane; Sec61 translocon complex
Source: RefSeq, a predicted model, not a curated record
UUUUCGAAUUGAAGGAGCAGCAGAGUGGUGGGGGUGCAAGCAGUGCAAGUGCAACUGAAGAGAAAAGGGUUACAGCACAAAGUGUGGGACUAUACAAGCGUGAAGUAUGGCAGACGGUGACAACAAAAGUGCGAAUCUCAUGGCACAGGAGACAGCUCAGCUGGAGGAGCAGCUGCAGGGAUGGGGUGAGGUGAUCCUGGCCGGGGACCAGGUCCUGCGCUGGGAGAAGGCAUGGUUCCCUGGAGCCCUCAUGGGUGUCACCACUCUCCUCUUCACGCUUGUCUACUACUUGGACCCCUCUGUGCUGACCGGGCUGUCCUGCACCGUCAUGAUUAUGUGCCUGGCUGACUACUUGGUGCCCACUCUCGCUCCCCGGGUCUUUGGCUCCAACAAGUGGACGACGGAGCAGCAGCAGCGCUUCCAUGAGAUCUGCAGCAACCUGGUGAAGACCCAGCGCCGUGUGCUCGGCUGGUGGAAGCGCCUGUUCGCACUCAAGGAGGAAAAGCCCAAAAUGUACUUCAUGUCGGUCAUCAGCAGCCUGGUGGUUGUGGCCUGGAUUGGACAGCAGGUCCACAAUCUCUUCCUCACUUAUCUGAUCGUGAGUUUCCUGCUGCUUCUACCUGGCCUCAACCAGCACGGCAUCAUCACCAAGUACGCCGGCAUGGCCAAGAGGGAGAUCAACAAACUGCUCAAACAGAAAGAGAAGAAGAACGAGUAGAGGAAAAGUCGAUUCAACUGUGGAGGUGUUAUUUUUGUGGUGAUUUUUGAAGAAGGAAUUGUGCAAAAAGUUUGAAGAUGGAUAACCAAUGCCGCUCCCCCCACCCUCUCCCCAACACCACCUUGCUCAGAUGAAGACCAAUUCGAAAAGCUCUUGCCAGAGCCAGACUAUAGUCCCAUAGUCCUGCUCUAGUCUGCAGGUGGGGUGUGCUGACUUCUCUUUUUUUUUGGUUUUUAAAGGAUUUGCAUAUGCAUGCAGCAUUCACACUGGGUUUCUCUUUGCUGCCUGCAGCAGUCUCACCCCCAUCCAAGUACCGUAGUUCUGCUCAUGUCAGCUUAGGCACGGGUUAUGGUUUUACAGCAUCUGAUGUACAUCGACCCAUGUUGCUAUAAGUAACUUCUAAGUCUGAAUUCUUUUUUUGUUUUGUUUUUCUAAGUUAAUGUUUUGUGUUUUCUUUUCAAAGCCAUUCCCAUUUCUUAAAGUAAGGGAGGCAACUACUAUAGCAGUAUGGUGUAGAGCCACAACCGGAAUAUACUUUAGAUUGCCCUUUAAGAAGACCCGUGUGUGUUUUUAAACUAUGGACAGUAGCCUUAGCUUUUUUUUUUCUGUGUUCUGGGUGGCGGUGACGCUGAUAUAGAGUCCACUUGGGUUGGUUGCAACAGCAGUAGUUGCUUGGUAUCAUUGUUUUUUAAAAACUUAAGAUUGCACUGACACUAGAUGAAACUGGAGUUCCAAGCUGUCCGUGUGUGUGUGGAGAAUCACUGCUGUACUGUUCACUGUUAGGCCCUGUGCUCAGCAUCCCAGUGAUGCUUCUGCAGCGCUCAUUCGCUCUCUCGUUCAGGUCACUUUUGUAAAUAUGUAACCUCUUACCUUUUCUUUUCUCUUUGUCUUAUCCAUGUUUUACCUCAUUCGAGCCCUCCUGUCCUGUGUGUUUUCCUGCCCUUUUCUUUCAAUCUUUUUUUGACAACUAUGAAAUUAAUAAAGUCUGGUUUAAAAUUGGAA